This is a messenger RNA of Megalobrama amblycephala (Wuchang bream), 2201 nucleotides long. RefSeq names its product S-antigen; retina and pineal gland (arrestin) a (gene saga). Gene Ontology annotation, cellular component: photoreceptor outer segment; photoreceptor inner segment. Lineage: Eukaryota; Metazoa; Chordata; Actinopteri; Cypriniformes; Xenocyprididae. Bases 418 to 1590 code for a protein of 390 amino acids. Gene Ontology annotation, biological process: signal transduction; G protein-coupled receptor internalization. The transcript has 16 exons. Gene Ontology annotation, molecular function: G protein-coupled receptor binding. The record is from RefSeq and is a predicted model, not a curated record.
UUUUUCUGGAAUCUUCAGCAAACGUAAGUUGUUUACACACAAAGCCCAAUAUAGAGUCCACAGUUCUCAGCACGUGACUUGGCCCUGAUAAAUAAAGUGUUGCUCCUUGUGCCCAGAGUGUCAGUGCCUACUAAUCUCCCCCAUUGCUGACAAAAGCAAACCAACCCAAUCCGCUCAGGCAAGUAUAGCACCUGCAGAAAGCACAGCUAGCUAUCUACCCAUAUCCGUCUGUCUAUUUAGAAAGCUUGACAAUGGGUGAAGGAGAUUUGAGCUAUAACCCUCUCUAACCUAAUUAGUUGGGCAAUACACAUCCUGGGUACAAAUACCAUCUCCUUCCCACAGGUCACUGCUCUCUCUGUCCUCAAGCCACAGACCUCACAAAUUAGUCGAAUCAUCACUGCCAGUCUCUAAACAACAAUGAGCCCCAAACAGAUCGUCUUCAAGAAAAUAUCCAAGGACAAGUCGGUUGGUGUGUAUAUGGGGAAGAGAGACUUUGUUGACCAUGUUGACUCAGUGGAUCCAGUGGAUGGUGUCCUUCUUGUUGACCCUGAACAGCUGAAGGGGAAAAAAGCGUAUGCCACCUUGUCCUGCACGUUUCGAUACGGACGUGAUGACAUGGACGUGGUGGGUAUCUCAUUCAGACGUGAGAUCUAUCUGGCCACCCGGCAAAUCUACCCCCCACUGCAGGACAAAGAGCAGUGCAUUCUCACCAAGGUCCAGGAUAAACUACUGCGCAAACUGGGUGACAAUGCCUACCCGUUUUUCUUUGAAUUCCCUGAUAACUUGCCCUGUUCGGUAGGAAUACAGCCAGGCCCAAAAGAUGUCGGAAAGCACUGUGCUGUUGAGUUUGAAGUGAAAGCCUUCUGUGCUGAGAGCCAGGAUGCAAAAGUUCGCAAACGGAGCUCAGUACGUUUGAUGAUUCGUAAGGUCCAGUAUGCUCCAGAGAAGCUAGGACCAGCUCCCUGUGUGGAGACCACCCGUGACUUUCUCAUGUCUGAUAAACCACUGCAUAUGGAGGCAAGAUUAGAAAAACAGACUUACUAUCAUGGGGAACCCAUCAACUUAAGCAUCAAAAUCAAUAAUGACUCCAACAAAAAUGUGAGAAACAUCAUUAUUUCUGUGGAACAAAUUGCCAAUGUGGUGUUGUACUCCAAUGACAGUUAUAAUGAGACAGUGGCCAUAGAGGACUCUGGGGACUCUGUUGAAUCAGGUGCCAAACUGGACAAAGUCUACACCUUGCUUCCCCUACUGGCCAAUAAUAGACAAAAGCGAGGCAUAGCACUGGAUGGAAAAUUGAAGCAUGAAGACACCAAUCUAGCCUCUUCAAGCAUGAUCAAAGAGGGCGUCCUGAAGGAAGUUCUGGGAAUCUUGGUAUCUUACAGAAUUGUUGUGAAGCUUAUUGUUGGGGGGAUUAUGGGAUCCAGUGAGGUUGGGGUGGAGCUCCCUUUCCAGCUUAUGCACCCGAAGCCUGACACAGUGAGAGAAAGCGAACUGGAGGAUGAAGUGGUAUUUGAGGAGUUUAAGCGUACCAACUUGAAAGGCAUGGCCGAGGAUGAGGAUGAGGGAAACGUAUCACCUGCCGAGCAUUGAGGAAUGCAUGUAGAAGUCAACCAGUUUUUGAAGCAUUCCUCUUUACAGUAGGACAUAUUUAAAGCUAUUUAACCACAUAGAGAGCAUUACUGCAACUGAGCUCUUAUAAGCAGAUAAAACUACUGUCAAUUUUAUCAAAUUCCAAAUCUAGUUCUUUAGAGAUCAUCCAUACCUCGCUGUGACCAUUCUUCAGCUGUCUAAUGUCUGUGAGGAUCUCUGGAUGUGGGUCAUGUAAUUGAAAAUGAAUAGAGAGCUUUGUUUCACCAAUUUUAUGGUAGUGGGAUCACUGCUGUUUUGCAACUGCUUUAUCAUUUUAGUGUAUAUUUUUAGUCAUUUGGAAGAUAUUAUUGUGCUGGAAUGUGGUGACUACACAAUAAUAGUUUAUAAAAAGUAAAACUAGUAAAGUCUUAGAUGUGUUUUUAGUUGUAACACACUUUGUGAAAUAAAGCAACAUGCUGUUGUAAGUAAAUGUAUUGUUAUAAAAUAUAGUAUUAUAAUAAGAUGUUGUACUGUAGCUGAAUGUACAUGUCUAUUGUACAAACACCACAAAGGUUUGGACAUAAAAAGUUUUUUUUUUUUUAAAUAAAAUAACAGUGUUCAUACAAAUUCAA